Lichtheimia ornata is the source of this 1044-nucleotide messenger RNA. RefSeq lists its product as uncharacterized. Lineage: Eukaryota; Fungi; Mucoromycota; Mucoromycetes; Mucorales; Lichtheimiaceae. Gene Ontology annotation, biological process: C-terminal protein methylation. The transcript has 8 exons. Bases 1 to 1044 code for a protein of 347 amino acids. Gene Ontology annotation, molecular function: protein C-terminal leucine carboxyl O-methyltransferase activity. The record is from RefSeq and is a predicted model, not a curated record.
AUGCACUUUUCCUACGACGAGAACGACGAGAACGAAAUUGUUCGCAGCACCAAUGACGAUGCGACCGUCAGCCGAUUAUCAGCGAUUGCCAAGGGAUACUUUGCUGAUGAGUUUGUAAAGUACUUUGUUAAACGGCCAGUGGAACGAUCACCCAUUAUGAACAGAGGCACCUAUAUCCGGCAGCUUGUACUCGAUCGCCUUGUUCAUCAGUUUCUGGAAUUGGAUAUCCCUGGCAAGGAAAAGCAAAUCAUUUCGCUUGGAUCAGGAUUUGAUACGCGUUACUUUAUGCUCAAGCAACGUGGUCUGGACAUUGGAUGCUACUAUGAAAUUGAUUUUCCUGAAACCAUUGCCAAAAAAGCCGCCAUCGUUCAUCGCAGAAAGGAGUUAAGCCAAUAUCUCACAGAUGCCAGAGCAGUAAAGGGAGGAAUGGAAUUGGUCAGCAAGCACUAUUGUCUCUUGGGUGGUGAUUUACGCGAAUGGGAUGACAUUGCCAAACGUCUCAAGGAGCAUGGUUUUAAAGUGGAUUCUCCUACUUUGGUGAUAUCCGAAUGCGUAUUGAUUUACUUGGACCCUUUGGAUUCGAAUCGCAUUAUCGACUGGUUGACACGAGAACUUACGGAUGCCAUGGUUGCGUUAUAUGAGCAAAUCAAGCCUGACGAUGCAUUCGGAAGAAUGAUGAUCCAUAAUUUGCAGAGUCGUCACAUUGAAUUGCGUGGCAUCCAUGCCUAUCCAGAAUUGAAGGACCAGGAACAGCGUUUCUUACGAUUGGGAUGGGAUCAUGCCAAAGCGUUGGACAUCAAUAUGGUGCAUGACACAUUGUUGGAUCCAAGAGAUUUUUCAAGGAUGGCAAAACUAGAAAUGUUGGAUGAGAUGGAGGAAUGGCGGCUCUUGUCAGAACAUUACUGCGUUGCUUGGGCAUACAAAUCAUGCAAUGCAAAAGGUGCUUUUUCUUCAAUUACUUUGGAAAAGAGAUUACCCCAUGAAGGCCAGACUCUGGAACCACAAAAGAAGACGGGCUUGUCUCGGCUGCAUCUGCGGGGUUAG